UAGCAUCACUAUGGCGUUUUCUGUUUUCGUUGAGUUUUAUUUAUGCCCAGUUUGUGUGCGUUUCUUUGAUGUGAUUUUUAAUUAAUUUUUAUAUUUAUUGUUUUCAAACUGUCUACCUCCAAAUUCGGAGUCCGUUUGACUAGUUAUGCAUUUAACAAAAUCUGUUGAAAGGCGGAAGGGUGUAACGACAAGUUUUUCAAUUUAGCGUUUAAAAAGAAAAGCCAUCCCAUUGUACAUUUUUUUAAAGGACUGUAGUGGGAUUUUUUAAAAUAUUUCAACUGUGUGUUCAGUAAUUAAUAAGUAUGGCCGAAGAACUGAACACAAGCAGUGUAUCUGAAAAUGCGUGCAAUAUUAGCCAGGGGGGGAGCAAGCAGUGGGUUAAAUUAAACGUCGGUGGAACGUGCUUUCUGACAACUAAGACAACCCUGUCUCGGUAUCCUGACUCAUUCCUUUACAGGCUAUGUAAGGAUGACUCUGACCUUAUAUCAGAUAGGGAUGAAAAAGGUGCUUAUUUGAUCGACAGGGAUCCUACUUAUUUUAGCCCUAUAUUAAACUACCUACGACAUGGGAAGCUUAUAAUAAACAAAGACUUAGAAGAAGAAGGUGUUUUAGAAGAAGCUGAGUUUUAUAAUAUAACUGAAUUGAUCCGCCUUGUGAAGGAAAGGAUUAUGCAAAGAGAUACCAGACCUCUAAAAGACAACAAAAAACACGUGUAUCGGGUGCUACAAUGUCACGAAGAUGAGUUGACUCAGAUGGUCUCAACAAUGUCAGACGGAUGGAAAUUCGAGCAGCUGAUUAAUAUUGGAUCUCAAUAUAACUACAGUAACGAUGAUCAUGCGGAAUUUUUAUUCGUCGUCUCUAGAGAAUACGGGCCAAGCAGCAGUUCUAAAGAAGCAGAGCCUACUGAUCGAGCCAAAGUAUUACAGCAAAUGGGUUCUAGAAUGUAACACCGCUAAGGUCGCUGGGCAGAAAUGUUUUUGCCGUGUCCUCCAAAGCACCAUGUCCAUUAUUCACUAGAGUCUCAUAAGACAAUAAAGUGUCCAAAAUUGGAUGCAAAUGUAUCCUAAUUAUUAAAUAACCAAAAAAUAUUUUGAUUUUAAUAAAUACACCUCCCUCCAUUAUUAAUAUUUUUUUUAAUUUGUCCAUUGUUUUGUGUCAUCCCUGUGUAUUUUCAGUAGGUUUAAUUUACAAAAUAACUUAUUGAAUUACCAAACGGAACCAAAUGGUGUUAUAGUUGUAUUUUUAAUUUUUAAAUAAGCUGUGAUUAAUUUUUUAGCCUUUAUGCAGGUGCUUACUGCUUUUCCUAUCUUAUUUUGUUUUGUACAAGUGUUAAUUGGUUUCUUUUUCUUUUCUGUUUUUUAAUAUUGUUAGUGA
Messenger RNA from Cimex lectularius (bed bug), 1374 nucleotides. RefSeq names its product BTB/POZ domain-containing protein KCTD5 (gene inc). Gene Ontology annotation, biological process: protein homooligomerization; proteasome-mediated ubiquitin-dependent protein catabolic process. The record is from RefSeq and is a predicted model, not a curated record. Gene Ontology annotation, molecular function: cullin family protein binding. Bases 303 to 947 code for a protein of 214 amino acids. NCBI's taxonomy places the organism in Eukaryota, Metazoa, Arthropoda, Insecta, Hemiptera, Cimicidae. Gene Ontology annotation, cellular component: Cul3-RING ubiquitin ligase complex; cytoplasm. The transcript has 6 exons.